Symbiodinium sp. CCMP2456 is the source of this 3324-nucleotide messenger RNA. The record is from the annotation of a GenBank genome assembly. NCBI's taxonomy places the organism in Eukaryota, Dinophyceae, Suessiales, Symbiodiniaceae.
AUGAGUGUCCUCCAGUGUCUUGAUGACUGGCUGAUUUGGCGAAUCGUCAGUGCCGUCGAUCCCAGAGACUGGCAGCUCCUGUCGACCACUUGCCGGUCCGUCUGCAACUUCGUGCUGGCCUUUCUUCGUGGUCUGCCUAUUCUGGACCUGUCAGGCAUCGGCAACGUCAAUCUGAAGCAACUGGUAUGUGCUUGCCCAAACCUUGAGGAGCUGUGCUUGAACACCCUGCUGAUUCGAAGCCGAUCCCUGACGUAUCUGUCGAGCCUAUCGAAGCUGCAAGAGUUGCAGCUGCGCGAGUGUCCGCUUCUGACGGAUGCGGCACUGCACUCGAUCUUCAGCGGCCUGGAGCUUCAAGUGCUGGAUGUAAGCUGGGCAGCCGAGUUCAGCGAUGCACCCUGGGGCAAUGCGCCAGCAUCGUUGCGUGAGUUUCGCGGGGUUGGUUGUGAACAUCUGACAGAGAGGGUAGUGGUACAUCUCUCAAAGAGGUGUCCGCAUCUCACAGUGCUCCACUCCUCUCGCCAUAUCAAUUGGAUCGGAGCGGCACGUCCAGAGCUGUUGGCUUCCCUGGUUGACAUGCAACAUCUGCAAGACGUCGCUUUUCAAGACAUACCGCUGGAUGAUGACCUCCUCUACACACUGGCUUGCUUGCCCUCCUUGUCCAGGCUUGAACUCUGGUCGUACAACAGCGAUCAGUACAUCACCGAUGCUGGCGUGAUAUGCCUCGCUGAACACCUCCGCAAGUCUCUCACCAAGUUGAGCUUGGACUCCUUCGUCUUCCAUGGGACAGGGGUUCUGGCUGCGCUGUCAAGCUGCUCGCUCCAAGAGCUCCUGCUGGAGGGUACUUCGCAGUGCCACAUGGGUUGCAUCGACGGCGUGGAGCUUCCACCCAGCCUGGUGAAGCUGCGGCUGGCAAAUUGUGGCUUGGCCGGGGUCAUGGACCUCUCUCGUGCAGCUGCACUCGAGUACCUUUGGCUUUUCGACAACCCCGGACUUCAGGGAGUGCAGGGGGCUGGGCAGCAGCUGAAGACCUUGAACCUGGGAUCCACCGGUUGCAGAAGCAUCGAAGGCUUUCGUUUCGAUGGCUUGGAUCUUCUGGAUGUUUCUUCCACCUUGAUUUCGGAAAGAGUUUUCGAGGCCGUCCUGCUGGCAGCUCCCCUGAUCACUCGAGCGGUUCUCGGAAGCAACGUUCUCCCGCUGCCCUUGCUGAUGGCCUUCUUGCAACAGGCAACACACCUCAGGAAUUUAAGCCUUGUCGGUGCCGAGGGAAGUGGGCUCGCUACUCUGGCCAGCUUUCUGUGGGAAACUCGUUCGAACAGCUCUGGCGUAGCUUCGGGGCUGGAACUACUGGAGAUCUCGGAGGAUUCGUGUGCCAUGUUGGCCGAAUGGCUUACUAUGGAGCUGGAUCACAUGGUGCUCAAGAGAAGCAGCAAAGACAUCCGUAUAUGGAUCAUCGAGCAGCACGAGCACAGCAGUCCAUAUGGCAGGAUUGAUGGGGCUGAUGUGAGCUGCAUGGCCAGUUUGUACAGACAUGGCGGCGACUUCUGCAACUUGCACUUCGACGAGUACUCCAUUGCUGACGGCAAGAUAGACUUCAGCUUUGGAUUCACGUUUGGGGAGGAUCGCCAGCUCGUUUUCGAGCACCGUGAAGGCCACAAGGUGCAGUUCGCUCUUCCGCAGCGGAAUGGCGACGUCCAUGCUUUUGGCGAGGGAACCAAUGGCCGCUGGCGGCACGGAGUUCCACCCUCCCUGGAGUGCAAUGGCCCGAGCAUCUGCGUCAAUGUUUGGGGAUCCCGAGGCCACGAGGAGUUCGACAUGCCCGUCUCCCUCAGAGGUCGGUUUCCUCGGAUACAAUUUCAAGAUCCAGCUGCCGCUUCGCAUCCCCGCGAGUGCGAGGCCUGUCAUCGCAUGGCUGAGCUGCAGGGUGGCUUGAAAGACUUGGAUGGCCGCUGGAGUUGCCGGAGCUGCCAGGGCCAGGGUGACCCGGCCCUGGGCCUUAGCUGGCGACCGGCUUCGGCGAAGUCCCCCAAUGAGGCGACGGACUGCCUCACGGUGAAAGGUGCGCAACUGGCCUUGGCCAUCUUGGCUGGACGCCGGAAUUAUCUCUUUCGCAGGGCAAAGUUCCCUGAUGGGUGGUACGCCCUUCACGUCGCCAAGGAGUAUCCAGAUCCAGAGAGUUCCGAAACUCUCCAGCUUCAAGGAGAGUGGCCGUCAGCCCCGGCGGAAGAAGACCUGCCGCACGAGGCUUUCGUUGGCCUGCUCUAUGUGAGAGCUAAAGGCUUCGCGGCGAAAAGCGUGGACUGGAAAGGGGCUUUCCGGAAGUACUAUGUUGCCAAGACGGUGGCAUUGCAGGACCCCUUGCCAGCUCGUUCUCCGGGAAUACCGGAAGAGCCGUGGAGGCUGAGCCCCAUAGCCCGACGUGAAGUAUCAGAGCUGAUCGGGAAGAUUUACGAGCCGCUCCACGGCCUUGGACCGGAUGUUGCGUUGCUUAGCCGCACGGCUGGCGGCCAGCGCAGUCGAACUCAGGAAUGCCAAUGCCGAAAGUUCAUGGACGCACGAGCCGUCCUGGCCAGCCGCCUUAUCCCAGUCCAAAUGGUCGGCCUGGGACUGGGGCGACUCGUGGGACUGGCACGAUCGGGCCUGGAGCGACUGGGCCGACUGGGGCUGGAGGUGGAGUCGGGACAGCUGGCAGGCAGCUAUGAGUUUGCAUGGCGGAUGGCUCGUCGCAGCGCAUUCGGCCGUGCAGUGUUGCUCGUGGGAGCUCUGGCUCUGGUGAGGACGCUCUUUGGAUCCACCGCCUUCACGGGCAUGACUGGCAAGAACAUCUCUUCAGGACCCCAGUGCCAGAUCGUGGUGGCUAGGAAGGUGAGCGAGGGUGACUCGCUCCCAUCGGUGGACGUGGAUGUUAGCAAGCCCGGUGACACGGUGAACGUUGCAGAGCUCUUCAAAGGCAAGAAGGGCGUGCUGUUCGCUGUCCCAGGUGCCUUCACGCCAACUUGCUCCGAGAAGCACCUGCCAGGUUACAUUGAGCAGUCAGAAGAGCUGAAGGCGGCAGGCGCUGAGGUCAUUGCCUGCGUGGCCGUCAACGACCCCUUUGUGAUGAGCUCCUGGGGAAAGCAGCAGGAGGCCGAGGGCAAGGUCACGAUGCUUGCUGACACCAAGUGCGAGCUGACGAAGGCCCUGGACAUGGAGCUGGACGCCACGGCCAAGCUCGGCAACGUUAGGUCACAGCGAUACGCCAUGAUUGUGGACGAUGGCAAGAUCACCAAGCUGGCCACGGGCGACGACUCGUUCGCACCUGACAUCUUGGAAGCCCUCAAGCGCUGA